Ectocarpus sp. CCAP 1310/34 is the source of this 2398-nucleotide messenger RNA. Lineage: Eukaryota; Phaeophyceae; Ectocarpales; Ectocarpaceae. The record is from the annotation of a GenBank genome assembly.
AUGCACCAUCCUUUCUGUCACCUCCGUUUCUGUUCCCGUGCCUUCGCCCAGAUCAAGCGCUACCAACCCUCCCAGGACGCUCUGGGGGAGGCGAAGGCCUCGGAGGUGCUUCUCGAGAACGUCAAGGCUAUCCUGCACGAGUUCGGCCUGCGCCCAUCGGACCUCGCGUCGGGUACUACGGACAGUGGAUCGGAGGUCAAGUCUUCCAACUUCAAGGCUAAGUUCGACGACCUUCAGGUGGACGUGUUGGGCGAGGUCUUGAAGAUCCCCGACCAAGCUCCUCAACGGUGGCUCACCCUGGUUCGCACAUUGGAGCGCGUCGUCCGCUUGUGGCGCGUCCUGAGGAAGCUCUACAGCGACACGGGGAAAACGUUUCCACUCGAAGAGGGGGACGACAAGGACUGCAUCCUUCAGCUCUACUCGCUGCUGCAGCCGUUUCCCUCCGUCACGCGUGAUGGUCAGUACGGGGGUGCGCCAAUGCUGGCGGACAUCUACAUGAAGUUUGGCAUGCUGAAGAUGCGAGUGCUGCACCCGUCGGAGGAACUCAAAGUCUUCGACGUUCCGCCGCUUGGAGAAGACGGCCUCCCGGAGGAACAGAAGAAAGCUCUGCCGCAGAAGAUGGUAGCACACGACGACUUGCACCCCGUGGCACAGAAGGCGCGCAACAAACUCUGCCGCGCGCUCGUGACGAGAUUCUACGGUCGUGUGUGGGACACAUCUACCCUGGACCCCUCGGUGUUGUGCGAUGCUGCCUGCCUCCUGACACCGCCUUUCAGUGAAGGGAACUACCUUUCCGCGAUGAAGCUUACAGCAGAGGGGUGCGAGUACUUGCCCACCGGGUCGUGCGUGACGGCCCCUACGCCGGACGAAGAGGUGCAAAAGAAGCUGGAUGGAGCUUGGGCCGAAAUCAAGAAACGAGCCGUCGCAGCCGUGAAGACAGCGCAGAGUAGGGCCGCGGGUGGCGGUGAGGGCGGGGGGAAACGUCCUCUAAAGCGCGCCCGCACUAGCGCCGCGGGCUCAUCUCGUCGCAAGAAUCGCGAGGACGCCUUCGCAAGUUUCGGUCGCAACGAAGUCGACCCCCAAAGCAGAGAAGGAGAUGUGGACUUGGUGGAGAAGGAGGUCUCGAGCGAGAUCAUGCGGUACAAAGGAGUCUUCAUGUAGUCAACCGACGUGAGUACGACAAAGACUAGACUAUUGUACGUGUGCGUGCUACUGUUUGGAAUUUUCAUUGUUAUUUUUGUCCAUGUGUUGUCGCACGCUGCGAAUUUGAACAACACUAACAACACAAAUCCUCCCGAUCCUGCGGCCCUUCCGUGUCCUUCACCCUUCCAGUUGCCGCCCAGCGAAGCCCUCAACUACUGGAAGGUCAAAGGGAAACAUUCAUUCCCACGAUUGGCCGUCGGUGAUCGGUCCUGUGGGAACAAUGCUCCGUCCUCUCGAGGACGCGUGGUCAAUGGUCUAACCGCUAAGGCAUGCAAAACAUAAGAGUGCGCCCCCNCCCCCCUCACUCAAGUAUGUGGCACAGCAAACAUUCGGCAGUCAAGCCUCUGCCGCGAGAGAGACUUCAGCCACUGCGGCCUUUUCUGUGGAGGGAACCGCAGCCGAGUAGACGAGUACUGGCUGGAAAUCGUGAUGUUCCUCAAAGUAAACUACUCGUUUAUUCCCGAGUACAAGGACAUCCUCAACAUCGACGGGAAGGACAUAAGGAAGUGCCUCCCUGCAAAGUUCAGCGGAAAAAUGACGAUCUCUUCAAAGCAGAGACGGCGCUUGACCCGCUGUCAAACACCACGCCCCCUACGGAGGAUGUCAUUGGCGUGGGCGAGGAUGGGUAGAUGGGUAGUUGCUUGGUAGUCUGAUCUGAAUUUUUUACGAUCAGUUGAAGACGAGGAUUGAGGAUUUAGGGUGCUUCAUGCAUAUGCAUAUUCAUAUUGCAAGUACGGCUCUCGGUACUGUACUAGGCGCAAGGGUACCUUCAGUAGGGCUCUCCAUACUGUACUAAAUAAGCGCAAUAUACAGCUUUCCAUACUGUGUCCACGGACUCAUUCUGACAGCACUUCAGACAGCAGCUGCAUGCCCCGAGCUUGUGUACCAUGCACCAUGGUGUUAUUCUUGUACAGACAGCACUUCAGAGAGCAGUACGCUGUAGUCGACAAACAUUCAUUUUGGUUGAAUGCGAGACAAGGGGGGUGAUGCUGCUGCUGCAGUCGAAUUGUAGUGUAUGGGCGUGUAGUUCAGUUGUGAGCAUGCAAACGUGCUGCAGGGAUGGUAGGUGUACCUCCUCGGGCUUGUGUACCCUUUCCUUGCAAACAGUGUGUGUGUGAUCUUUAGAUCUUCUGAUGGCUCUAGCAUUUUUGUGACCACGGACCGAGUCUUCGCUAGAUUUUGGAAUUAGCAACUG